This is a messenger RNA of Rubroshorea leprosula, 1835 nucleotides long. NCBI's taxonomy places the organism in Eukaryota, Viridiplantae, Streptophyta, Magnoliopsida, Malvales, Dipterocarpaceae. The record is from the annotation of a GenBank genome assembly.
CCUUUUGUCUCUUAUGUAAAACAAAACACCCUUUUGUCUCUUAUGUAAAACAAAACACCCAACUCCCUUUUCUCUCUCACAUAAAACACCCAACACCCUUUUCUCUCUCACACAAGAACCAAAACACCCAACUCCCUUUUCUCUCUCACACAAGAACCAAAACACCCAAGACCCUUUUCUCUCUUCCAUCUCCCAUCAAGAACAAAAAACACCCACUUCUCUUUUUCAAAUGGAAUAAUUUCUCUCUCUUCAAAAACACGCAUUUCUCUCUCUUCAAAAACGAAAACACUCACGUCCCUUCUCUUUCUACAAUAAAAGCAUCUCUACAAAAGCACCCACCUUCUUCCUCUACAAAAAAACCUACCUUCUUUCUCUACAAAAACGCCCACAAGAGCUCACGUCCAUUCUCUUUCUACAACAAAAGCAUCUAACUUCACAUCCAUUCUAUUUCUAUACCUCCAAAACACCCACAGAAACACCUCACGUCCAUUCUCUUUUCAUCCAGAAAAAAUCUGGAGACCGAUACAAAUUAAGAUGGCAACCUUCCGGCGCUCGCUGCUUGGUGUCCAAACAACAAAAGAAAAUUCAGUUGGAAGAAACCUAGAGCAGAACGGGAAGAAGAAGGACGUGGAUACCCCGUCACUGACCCGGGAUACAGUGAAAGCAAUCAGAAUUCAUAGGUUUGGAGGCCCUGAGGUUCUUAGAUGGGAAGAUGUUCCCGUUCCUGAACCAAAAGAACAUGAAUUGAAGAUUAGAGUCCACGCAGUGAGCUUAACUCCUUACGACAUCAGUGUAAGGAAGGGAGAAGGAGCGGUGCGUGGCCUUCCCUUAACACCAGGAUGGGAUGCCGUGGGGGAGGUUGUUGCAGUCGGACCUGGAGUAACAACACCGAAGGUGGGGGAGAUGGUAGCACACAUUGGAGACCCACAAUCUGAAAUAGGCACUUAUGCAGAGGAGUUUAUUCUGCCAGCUAGCAGUGCCAUUCCCAUUCCAAAAGAGUUGUCAUGUUAUACUGCGGGCUACAUAGCAUCUGUUUUAAGGCCUGGUUUGACAACCAUAGCCUUGGUUAAACACCAUUUUAGGCAGAAUGACCCAAAUUUCUGGGUCCUGGUUCAUACAGUGAACAAUGAUAUUGCAGAGAAGCUUUGUUCCUAUUUAAGGUACUCGAAGGCAAACGUAAUUGCAACUAUGGAGGGCACACUGGAACAGGAUGAGAUACCCCAACUUCUGGAUUCUCAAGGGGUUCAUGUCAUUGGAUUAAACAAUCUUGAAGAACAGGUUAAUCACAUUACCAAGAAUAAUGGUGUGGAUGUAGUUUAUCUUUCUCUUGGGGAUGAUUCUACUUUUAAGGAGACUGAAAAGUGCUUGAAAAGAACAGGUCACAUAGUAUAUUACAUACACACCUAUAUGGAUCCAAGGCCAGCUCCCACAUUUUCAGGUGAAAUUAUAGCACACAAAUCAAUCUCCCUAAGCAUACCAAAGUUGGACGACUUAAUUACAAGUAGGGAGAACCUCCUGGACUCUGUGAAAGUGGUUUCUGAAAUGGUUGGGCGCCUGGUGCUGUUCCCUAAUCUUAAAUGUGAUUUCUAUGAAAUGGAAUACGCAGCAGAUGCUCACAGUUCAUGGGAAAGUGGAUGUCAAGCUACUCCAAUUGUCUUGUAUCUAAAGGGCACAGAACACAUCAAUCCGGCAGCGUGUACUGAGUGUACAACACAUAAUCAAGUGUAUUUACUGCAACCAGGAGGACCGGCUGUUACACUGUUGAGUGAAGGGGCAGAGGCAGCGGCAGCGGCAGCGGUGUAAGGGGCAGUUCGCAAUAAAUAGAUUUUGAACUU